CAGCGCUCUCUGCACUACAAUGACACUUCACUUGCGUAUGCACUAAGGAUUUCCGUCUCUGCAGUGAUUUGUCGCGCCCUGAGGGGACCGUUAUAUUUACCCAAAAAGUUUUAUACCAAAGUUUCAGUCACAUUUAUUUUUCCAAGAUGCCACGAUCGUUUCUUGUCAAGAAACAUAUUAACUCCUCUAAGAAGCCAAAUUAUAGCGAGCUGGAAAGCCCUACAGUAUUUAUUUCACCCUAUCUCUACAAAGGCCUUCCAUUGCCAGUCAUUCCUCAACCGGAGAUCCUUAGCUCGGUCGCAUACAACCCUAUCACAGUAUGGACUACAAGCAGUUUUCCGUUAUCUCCGCUUCCAAGUGACCUCUCUCCCAUCUCUGGAUACCCCUCGUCGCUCUCUGACACCUCAUCCAAAGACCACAGCGGCUCCGAGAGCCCCAGGAGCGAUGAAGACGACCGGAUGCUUACCAAACUUACAGAUCCUCAUGGAGUGGAGGCAGAGAAAUUCCAAUGUAGUUUGUGUAACAAAUCCUAUUCCACGUAUUCUGGACUGCUAAAGCAUAAGCAACUGCACUGCGACGCUCAGACGAGGAAAUCUUUCAGUUGUAAAUAUUGCGAAAAGGAGUACAUCAGUCUUGGAGCCCUAAAAAUGCACAUUAGAACUCACACUUUGCCUUGUGUCUGUAAAAUAUGUGGCAAAGCUUUCUCAAGACCGUGGUUGCUUCAGGGACACAUCAGAACGCACACUGGAGAAAAGCCCUUCUCCUGCCCCCAUUGCAGUAGGGCUUUUGCGGACAGGUCCAACCUCAGGGCUCACCUACAAACCCAUUCGGAUGUGAAAAAAUACCAAUGCAAGAACUGUUCCAAAACCUUCUCCAGAAUGUCUCUUCUGCACAAGCAUGAGGAAUCUGGUUGUUGUGUAGUACAUUGAGACUGCUGGGCUGGGAUACAGUGCCCACCACCAGAGGCCUCUGGUACUUUCCAGUCCUCAAGAACUGUUCAGGGGAUAUUGCAUUCUGAGGCUUUGUAACAAAAUAUGCAAGACACUCUUUUACUGACUGACCAACAAUCCAUUUCAUUUCAGCGUAAAAACAAAUGCUCUGUCUGUCAUGUGCUUUUCAUUUUAAGCAGUAUCUUUCUGCCAUUGCAACCUGUGUUGAACUUUAUGUUUGUUAUACCAUGUACCUUACAGUCAUUGCUUUUCAUGUACCUUUGGGAAGUGGAGAGAUUUGAAAUAAUGUGCCUUCUCAAACAUUUUGAUGUUCUGACCAAUCUCUCUCAGAGGAUAUAUUUCCGGUUAUGUCAUAAUAUUUUUCUUUUUUCUAAGAAACCACAUAGGUAUUCCACAUGGUGUAUGGUAACAAACGAUAGAGACGGACUGUGCACAGUCAAUGGAAUAUUUAAAGCCAUCAUAACUUAAGGAACAAGUGGAAAGACAAUUUUUAGGGUGACAGUAUUACAACUCAAUCACACAGUAACUGUUUUGCCAGCAGAUAACAAUACUUUUACCAAGUGCCUCACUUGGACUUGGCAAUUAACUAUUUUUCUAAAACAAUUGUUUUCAUUUAUAUUUUUAUAUAUUUGAAUGUAAGUGUGACUGAGAUGAUUGUAUUUUUGACAGUGUGAAUUGUGAUACUGAAUAAAUGAUUUUAAUAUUUUUGAGAUGCUUUUAAAAUAAAGAUUCAUAAAAUGUUUGUAAAA
Messenger RNA from Salmo salar (Atlantic salmon), 1699 nucleotides. It is a transcript of the gene snai2, whose product is annotated as snail family zinc finger 2. The record is from RefSeq and is marked provisional. Gene Ontology annotation, biological process: regulation of DNA-templated transcription. Gene Ontology annotation, molecular function: RNA polymerase II cis-regulatory region sequence-specific DNA binding; DNA-binding transcription factor activity, RNA polymerase II-specific. Lineage: Eukaryota; Metazoa; Chordata; Actinopteri; Salmoniformes; Salmonidae.